AUGCAUGAGCCGGUGUUUCCUAGUCUUGACGACUUCUUGUCUGAAUCAAGACCAGAGCAUGAGUUGGAAUUCAAGAGAGUUCCGUUCUCUCACCCACUCUACAUCCUUUAUACGAGUGGGACCACCGGGCAGCCAAAGUGCUUGGUACAUAGCCACAGCGUGAUCCUACAGCACAAAAAGACAUCUGUGCUGCACAACUCUUUAACCGAGAAUGACAUUGUAUUCCAGUAUAGCAGUACUUCAUGGGUAUUGUGGAAUAUCAUGAUUGGCCAUUUAUCAGUCGGACCGACUUUGAUUCUUUACGACGGCUCACCUUUGUGGCCCAGUGCAAAGGGAAUGGCGAGUAUCGCUGAAUACCAUCGUGUAUCAUAUUGGGGAUGCUCACCUCGCUACCUGCAGGAGCUAGAGAUGACCAGAUGUAUUCCUAAAGAUGAGUUUGAUCUUUCAUCGCUGAGAAUGGUACAAACAGGUGGUUCUCAUCUGGGCGCAGACCAAUAUCACUGGUUCUAUCGGGCAUUCCCUCCUCGUGUUCACCUCACUAGUGUAACAGGGGGUACAGAUCUGGUCACUUCAUGGAUUGGAACUGAUCCGGCUGGGCCGUUAUAUCCCGGUGAAAUCCAGCUACCUAUGUUGGGUCAGGAUGUGGAUGUUGCAGAUCCCAGCACGGGCGAGUCGGUCAAGUCUACCGGCAAACAUGGCGAGUUUGUCUGUCGCCAGCCAUUUCCAUCCAUGCCAGUAUUUUUCUGGGGAGAUACGAACGGGACCAAGUACAAGGAUACUUAUUUUGACAAAUUCAAAAAUUGCUGGGCUCAGCAUGAUUGGGCCAGUUACAACCCUUUGACGAAGGGAUGGCAAAUUCAUGUAAAUUUUAGUGACGGCGUGUUGAACCCACAAGGCAUUCGAUUCGGAUCAUCUGAUAUCUACUCAAUUACCGAGUCAGCGCCGUUUAACAAAGUCAUUUCGGCCACGCUCUGCAUUGGAAGACGCCGGCCGCAUGACACGGACGAGGAGGUAUUUCUCUUCAUUGUGAUGCAAUCUGAGAAGUCCUUCACUACCCAACUGGCUUUGGAGCUCAAGGAUGCCAUCCGGAAAGGGUUGAGUAGCAAGCACGUCCCUCGCUUCAUCAUCGGCGUCAAGGAGGUUCCAAUGACCGUCAAUGGAAAGAAGAUAGAGACUUUGGUAAAACAGGUCGUAUCUUCGGGAAAACUGCCAGCAACUAUUAGCAGUACUGUGGCAAACCCCGACUGUUUGAAUGACUUCAUACAGUACUAUGAGCUCGAGACGACAAAAGAAAGGAGAGGGAAGCUAUAG
This is a messenger RNA of Penicillium cosmopolitanum, 1311 nucleotides long. RefSeq lists its product as uncharacterized. NCBI's taxonomy places the organism in Eukaryota, Fungi, Ascomycota, Eurotiomycetes, Eurotiales, Aspergillaceae. Gene Ontology annotation, cellular component: cytosol. The coding region runs from base 1 to 1311 and encodes 436 amino acids. Gene Ontology annotation, molecular function: acetoacetate-CoA ligase activity. The record is from RefSeq and is a predicted model, not a curated record. The transcript has 2 exons.